Miniopterus natalensis is the source of this 5859-nucleotide messenger RNA. NCBI's taxonomy places the organism in Eukaryota, Metazoa, Chordata, Mammalia, Chiroptera, Miniopteridae. The record is from RefSeq and is a predicted model, not a curated record.
ACUAAUACUGUUUUUCAAUAAAUUACAGCUGAACAUUUAUCAUUUUGGAGUUUAAAGUAUGUCAUCAUGGCAAAGUUUCGAAGAAGGACUUGCAUCAUUUUGUCACUUUUUAUUCUGUUUAUUUUUUCUGUGAUGAUGGGUUUAAAAAUGCUGAGACCAAAUAAAGAUACUUUUGGAGUUCCUUUUGGACUUGACCUUCUUCUUCCAGAAAUUCAUCCACAGAUCCCUCGCUUGGAGGAAAAUUUUGAUUCCCAAAUGAGUGACAGAAUCAACAGUGAAACAAAUACCAAGAAUUUAAAAACUGUUGAAUUCACUGUGAAACCUUCCAAAGCCUCUGAGCCUUACCCAGAAGAACUGCCAGCACUGAAUUAUUAUUUACAUGUAUUUUAUUAUAGUUGGUAUGGAAAUCCACAAUUUGAUGGUAAAUACAUACAUUGGAACCAUUCAAUUCUGAAGCACUGGGACCCUAAAAUAAACAAGAAUUAUCCACAAGGGAAACACUACCCUCCAGAUGAUAUUGGCUCCAGCUUUUACCCUGAGUUGGGAACUUACAGCUCUCGGGAUCCUUCUGUCAUUGAAACUCACAUGAAACAAAUAUACUCAGCUUCAAUUGGUGUAUUAGCCUUAUCUUGGUACCCACCCGAUACACAUGAUGAGAAUGGAGUACCUACUGAUGACUUGGUACCAACUAUUUUGGAUAAAGCUCAUAAAUAUAAUCUAAAGGUCACUUUUCACAUCGAGCCAUAUAGGAAUCGAGAUGAUCAAAACAUGUACAGAAAUGUCAUAUAUAUUAUAGACAAAUAUGGAAAUCAUCCGGCCUUUUACAGGCACAAGACUGAGAGCGGCAUUUCUCUUCCUAUGUUUUAUGUCUAUGAUUCCUAUAUUACAAAGCCUGAACAGUGGGCCAACCUGUUAACCAUCUCAGGGUCUUGGAGCAUUCGCAAUUCUCCUUAUGAUGCAUUGUUUAUUGCACUUGUAGUAGAGGACAGGCAUAAAUAUGAUAUCGUUAAAAGUGGGUUUAAUGGCAUUUACACAUAUUUUGCCACAAAUGGCUUUACUUAUGGCUCAUCAUAUGAGAAUUGGGCUAAGCUAAAGUUAUUUUGUGAUCAGUUCCAACUAAUGUUUAUCCCAAGUGUGGGCCCAGGAUACAUAGAUACCAGCAUCCGUCCGUGGAACACUCAAAACACUCGGAACCGAAUCAAUGGGAAGUAUUAUGAAACUGCUCUGAAUGCCGCACUCCAAGCCCACCCCAGUAUAAUUUCUAUCACCUCUUUCAAUGAGUGGCAUGAAGGAACUCAGAUUGAAAAGGCUGUGCCCAAAAGAACCGGUAAUACAGUGUACCUGGAUUACCGGCCUCAUAAACCAAGUCUUUAUCUAGAACUAACUCGCAAGUGGUCUGAAAAAUACAGUAAGGAAAGAGAAACUUAUGCAUUAGCUCACUAGCUGCCUGCUUCUAAAUGCACUGAUUAAGUUUAAUAAUUACAUAAAUCACCUAAUUUCAGUAUAUGCCUUUUAUUUUGAGUUAUGGAAAGAAAACUGUCAAAAUCAGUAUGCAUUGUUACUAUUUUAUAAAAAUAAUUUGUACUUUUUUAAAGGGAGUAAUGUUGUCAUUGACACCCUUCACAAUGCUGCACUGAGAGAAAAUUGUGCAAAAAACAUUCCUUGUGCCAUCAUCUGCUAAAUUUCUGACUAAAAUUGAAAUCCUGCUUUCUUAGCAAUUUAAUUUUCAUUUCACAAAAGAUAAAUGCUUAUUACAUAAAGUUGUUAGUUCACAGUUAAAUCCUACUUGAAAUAGGAUUGUGUGUUUGUUAACGUCACUUCUAAAUUUUUUCGGUGAUUCAAUAAACUUUGUGGUAUUAGUGUUUGGAUUCUUUAUAACUCUUUAAUAAUUAACAAAAAUGAAAUCCUAUACCUUAAACCUUACUGUGAACCAUAUUGUGUUGGGAAGGCCUGCCUUCUGCAGCACAGCAUGUGUCAUCAUUUGCAGAUGUUUGGUUACCUGUAGCAUGCUAGGUGUUUGCAUGUCUAAUGUUUCUGCUUUAUAAUACCGAAUCCCAGAUUUCAGAAGCUAUAGAAAGUUCUCUUAUAAAAGUUAACGAUUGCUUCUCAAGUAAGAAAACAUAGUUGUUUCACAAUUAUUAUGAAGAUAUAAUGUCCAAAAUGUUAUCAUUUUUAGAGGACCUUGUCAGUCUUUAACUUCUUAUUCUAUCCAUGUUUUUCAGUUUAAUCGGAGACCAAUUGUUAGAUAAAAAAAAGUUGAUACUAAUUUUGGGUUGCCUUCUUUUACAAUUUUAAGCUGUUUUUACCAAAAGUAAUAGAGAACAUUUACUUAGAGUUUGUUGGUUUUUUUUAGUUUUUUAGGGACAUAGAAAUGAAAAUUCUUUUAUACCUUAAAUUCAUUCCUGAAGUUUAUUUCCAUCAUAAAGUCUUAAACUUAAUGUUUUAUUUAAAAGACAAUAUUUUAAGUUAUUGUGAGUAAUAAUAUUCUAAUUUAAAAACAUUGUACUUUUCUUGUCCCUGUCAGGUUAAAUAUUUGUGGUCAGUUGUUUGUCAUAUUGUGACAAAUUAAUCACCUGUAUGCUAAAAAUAAAUCUCUUUAAAAACUAGAGAAUAAAAUAUAUUCUAUUACUUAUUAUAGUUAAUAUUUGUAACUAGAACUGUAGUAAAAGUCUAAUAUAUAUAUUAUUAUAUGAAUAUUAUUUCACAAGAGAAGUAAUAGGAUAAUAUUAAACAAUAAUGCGUAUAAAUCUUUAAAAACAGUCUCAAACAAAUUAGCAGUGGAAUUAAUCAUAAGACAGCCCAUCAGAGGUUGAAAUUUUAUUUUUAAGAAGUGGUUUUGAAGUAAAAUAAUAUGUUUAUAACUUAGAAUUUGCCAUUUCUCAGAGAAUGAUCAGGCCACAGGAAAUUAGUAAUAAUAGUAAUAAUCUACUUUCUAUAAGAAGUUACAAGGAAAAAAAACACACGAUACUGAUUGAUAUAACCAAGCAUCUUCAUAGGAACACUCAUAGAUAUAACCUGUGGACUUUUUUUCUUAUAUUUAGUUUGCCACUAUGUAUUAUCAUAGAGAUAAACUCUAAAUAUGUCAGACCUAAUAAUACUUUAUAGCAUACCAUGUUUUGUUAAAGUUUACUUAGAGAAAUAUCUACUACCAAGGAAUUUUUGUCAUUGUUUAUGUUGUAUAUUUGAACCCACUAUGGUAGAAAAUUAAUUUUAUGAAAUAGUUCUAAGAUGGAGAAUGUAUAAAAACGCAGUCAGCAAGUCCUCAACUUGGAUACCACCACUUCCUGUCCUGCUCCUCUUGCAGAAAUAGGUAAUCUCCUACAGCACAGUUUACCUCUGACCUUUGUUGUGGUUCCCAGCACAUCACCCUAACUAGCCAGGGAUGGUCCGUCAGAUGGCAGUAAUAUAAAACAGAUUCUGUCUUCGCUGCAGAAAGUUACUAUGGAGGGAAGAAUGUUCAGAGCCUUAUCACAUAUUGGUUUACUAAUUUAUAAUUAUAUGAAUAUCAUGUUCCUUUUUUAAAAAAAACAGUUAUUAGGAGGAAUUCUAGCUAAUAGUUUUGUUAGUCUUAGGGAGGGAUGCUUUCAAUCUUUCUCAGGUAUUCAUUAUAGCUGCCUUUUUCAUUUGACUAGUACCAGUUUAGAUCAUUAUGAUCACAAGUAAUAAGAGCAAAGAAUGAUUUCCUAAUUUUAAAACUAAAGGUUUAAUUCAGUAAACUAAAAUAACUUAAAAGAAAAAGCAGUGUAAUAUAGCAAUGCAUGAGUCAUAAUGAAUUAUUUUAUGGUUUAAUCAGUCCAAUUGUUUUGACUGUGUAGAAGCCAGAUUUUUCCUUCAUUGCUCCCUGUAAGGACUAGCACUGUCAAGAACUGCUAUUAUUGUUUGUAUUGGUUUCAUGUUAACAUUUUUUUGUUUAAGAGUGUGUAAUCGACUAUUUUGUUAUAUGGAUUAGUUAACUUUCAUUUAAUAAAAGCAUACAUGAAAUAUAUUGUAUCUUAGGUUUAAAAAUCUGUUCCUUUCUAUUUAUGAAAUGUUAUUUAAUUUCUGAUCAGUAGAUGAAAAAGUAGUAUUCAGUCACAUUCUGUAUAAUUUCUCUAUUUGAGAUAUGCAGCACUUACAAAGUAGAUAUCUUUAGUUGUUACAUACCUUUUAAAACUGUAGAUCUGAGUGAUACAUAAAAGUUUCUUUUUUAAUUUGAGAGGUGUUUUGUUAUUUUUUCCUUUGGGCAAAAUCCUGUAUUAGAUCUGAAAUCCUUUAAGAAAUUGAUCUUCCCCCAAAACAGCAAAAGUAACAAGCCACCUGAACAAUCUAAGUUCAUAACUGUGCUUUUUCAAACUAAUCAGUUAUUCGAUUUAAUUCCUGUGACCACUCUUAAACUCUGUAGUGCCUGCAGAAAGAGUGCUUGAAAAUCUAUCUCCAAAUUUUGAAUUAAGGUCAACACCCUCAUGUCCCACAGUACAGAGCUAUACACUUUAUUUACGACCAGCAAAAUUUUAGUUAUUUUUAUAAAUAUUUAAAAUUUCACAAUAAAAAUUGACUUAGCCACAAGCAAAAUGGUUUUUUUUUGGCUCACAUAGUCCCCUUUUAAAAAAUGCACUUCAAAUUAAAUUUUAUACUCACUUUGUUAUGUAUCCAUCCACUUAAAGGCUAAAUGUUACUGUAUGCCUAACGUAAGGCUAUUAGUUUUGAAAAUUCCAUUACUACUUUGGCUUAAUUACAGAGACUCAUUUAUUCUUAGUCAAAUAAAAAAACUUAGUAGUUGUGAUGUUCUAUUCCAGGUAUCAGUGAAGGGUCAUGUGAUUAGCUUUUGUUGUUAUACUAUUGCUGUUUAAUUUAUGACAUCAAAAGACAAAAUAAUUUGAGAUCUAAUAAGCAAAUAGUCAUAGAUCUAAAAUUUACCAAACUCAAAACAGUGGCACUUUUUCUAUUGAGUGUUCUAGACUUCAUUUAAAAGAAUUAUAUAUAUUGAAUUUCAAGUUUCUCAAUUUAUAUACAAAAUAAACAAUACAUUUAAACAAAGAUAAAAGGCCUUUUAGAAACUUCCACUGGAAUAACUGUUUCAUGACACAAAGCAAUGAUGUACCAUGGUAAGAAUUCUACAUACGAUUCUACUUACGGUAUAUGAUUGUAUCAUCAUUCUUUUGUGUGUUUGUUUUUGACUUUUUGAAAGAAUAGCAUAGAAAUCUGAGCAAAGAUCAUUGUAAACAACACAAAAUAAAGUGACAAGCUCCAGCCACUCAAUAACAUUUAAAAUAAAUACAUUAUAAUUUGCCUAUGCAUAAAAGUAUUUUGAGUCAGUUUUACAAAAGCCAUUAUCAAACCACUGUAUCACCAGUUUAUCUAAUGUAAUGUGGUCUUGACGCUGAUCUUGAAAAUAACAAAUGAAAAAUAAAAAUAUAUAUUUAGAAGAAAUUCAAUUGUAAUGCAUGUAGUAAACUUAAGAAAUUUAUGUUUGAACACAGUCACCUAGGAGCCACCACUUUUUGUUUGUACAUACUAAAUACAUACUUACUGAAUACUACUGUACUGUAGAUCGUUUUUAAGUUACCCAGACUUAUAUUAGGCACGUUGCAGACUAUUAAACUAUAAAUAUUAAAAUUGUGCAGUCUAAUCUUUGACUACAUGUAAAAAGUUAAUUGCAAAUCCAAUUGCUAUAUUCUUGAAAAAUUGCUCUUUUACUAUAUUUGUUUAAUUAAAGUGCAUUCCUGAAAAUUAUGCUCUUGACUUUUUAGGUAUUUUGUAAGAAAAAUAUUUAAUGACAAUGAUAUGAAGAGGAGCUGAGCUCAAAUUCUAUUUUAUUUUUCCUCAUAUGAAUAUUAUGUGUUUGUAGUUAAUCCCCAAAUAAAAUAUUGUGUUAAUAUA